CAGACAUGCCCACAUGCAUAAUGUACCAGCCUGCAGGCAAGAGCACAGAGUAAGAGUUACGGGACAGAAGGAAGAGGACAGAGAGAAAGUGAAGACGCUUAGUUUCGACAUAGCUGCCAAUCUAAUCCAGAUACAGUUGGUAUCGACCUCUCAGCCUGCUGCCGUGUGCCGUCCAAGCAUGUCUACAGAGUUGGAGCUUUCCUUCCGGCCGGACAACGAGCUGACGGAGAUGAUGCGCCUGCGGGUGCAGUCUCUGCAGCAGCGAGGACAGAAGAGACAGGACGGCGAACGCCUGCUGCGGCCCAACGAGGCCGUGUACCGGCUGGAUUUCUCAAAGCAGUCCCUCCGAUUCUCGCACUGGGCGGUGCGGCUGGCUCAGGCGGGACGCCUCACCAUCACGGCCACCUCACAGCUCUGGACGCCUGACCUCACCCACCUGAUGACACGCCAGCUGCUGGAGCCCGCCGGGGUUUUCUGGAGGGCGCCGGGUGAUGCCAACGACGCGUCCGUUCAGUGCUACGAGGCUGACGCGCACGAGUUUGGCGAGAGGAUCGCUGAGCUGGCUAAGGUAAGGAAGGUGAUGUACUUCCUGUUUGCAUUUGCAGAAGGCUGCAGCCCUGAGACUGUCGACAGCUCCAUCAACUUCACAGUGGAUAGCUGAGGCCUGGCUGUCACAACACUGGAGAAAUACUUGCUACAAACUCUUUUUCUUUCUGUGCUUUGUGUGCAUUUAGUUGAGGAAGUAAAGUUUAUUUAAGGUUAAACCUGCAUUUUCAAUACGGAUGGCUCCCUCUUAAGUGGCAAUGUCACCUCACCUGACAACCUGUACGAACAAGACUACACUGAUCCUUCUCUUUCUCCUUUUGUGACUCAUUUACAAAGAAAAUAUAACUUUUGCUUCUGUUACUGAACCUCUCGAUCACAACUGGUGCUUCUUUGUAUCUUUGUAUCGUACAAUGUUGGGCAUAAAUACAGCUAAAUACAAAUAAAUCCACUAAAUCACAAAA
This is a messenger RNA of Dicentrarchus labrax (European seabass), 1007 nucleotides long. RefSeq names its product olfactory marker protein b (gene ompb). Gene Ontology annotation, biological process: sensory perception of smell; signal transduction. The transcript has a single exon. The record is from RefSeq and is a predicted model, not a curated record. NCBI's taxonomy places the organism in Eukaryota, Metazoa, Chordata, Actinopteri, Moronidae. The coding region runs from base 14 to 661 and encodes 215 amino acids.